AAAACUAUGCCUCAGUGGCUGGUCAUUGGUAUUUCGGGUGUCACCUGUGGUGGCAAAACUACAUUGGCACACAAGUUACGCGAUUAUUUUAUGAACCAGCGUAACAUUCAAUUGUGGAAUACGCCAUAUACUAUCAGUGAUGUUCAGUUGAUAUCUCAAGACGAUUAUUUUCUUCCCGUUGAUGAUUUGCGACACAAAUGGGUCGAACCACUGAAUGCUAUAAAUUUUGAACUCAUUACAUCGUUGGAUAUGAAGCAAAUGAUUUCUGAUAUUACGUGGACAAUGAAGGGUCGUUAUUUGGCCAGUGAUCCCCUUGAAAAUGUUGAUUUCUCCAACGAAAUGGCCCCAUACAGUGGUACAUUUGAACACUUUACAGGUUCGCAAAAUCAACAUUAUGGAAACCCAUACGUUGGAGCGCACCUUUCCACACACCUCAGCAAUAUGCCACAUUUGUCAGCUAAACCCCAACAUAAUAAACAUCAUCUACAACAACACCAGCAGCAACAUCAACCGCAACAGCAUUACCACAACCACCACCAUCAUCAGCAUCAACACCAUCACAACAGCAUGAGUAACCAGAGUCAUCAGCACGCAGCCCAUAUUAUGCGUGUCAAUUCGCAAAUGGUUGCGCAAUUACGCGACAACAAAGUCAACAUUCUAAUUAUUGAGGGAUUUAUGAUUUUUAAUCAACCCGAGUUACUCACUCUGUGCAACAUUAAAUUUCACUUCCAUCUGCCGUAUGAGAAAUGUUUCGAGCGUCGACGCAAGCGUACCUAUGAUCCUCCAGAUGUUACUGGCUAUUUUGAGAUGUGCGUAUGGCCGCACUAUGAAAAGAACUUUAUGGAUUUUCGCGAUCGUAAAGAUAUCACAUUUUUGAAUGGAGAAAUAAGCAAAGAAAAGAUUUUUAAAUUUGUUCUACAGCGUAUUGUCCAAUAUUUUGAAGAACGUUGCGAUGUGGCCUGUCCACCGCCCCACAAACUUUUAGGAAUUCCAAGUUGCAGCAAUGGCAACAUUACUACCAGUCCAAAGUUGCAAACAUGUCCAAUGGAACAACAAUAAGAAUGCCGUUUUAAUUAUUUUAUGACUAUACGACAUAUACGAGGGAGGCUUAAUUUCGAAUAUACCUCGUUUCCAAUUCGGUAUCAUAAAAUCAAUUUUAUUUAAUUUAAUUUGAUGAUGUAAUUAUUUUAAAUAUCGUUAGGAUCUUUUUUUAAGCAGUUGCACAUACAUACAUGUAAUAUGUAAAUAUGUAUAGUUUCUCUCUUAAUUUAUUUAUAUAGAUUUAAAUGUAUAUACACAUACAAUAUAUGAAUAGAAUUAUAUAUAAUAUAUACUACUACACAAAUACUGGAAAUAAACUAUAAUCGGAAAUGUUUAUGUUAUAAGUUGAAAUCGAA
Lucilia cuprina (Australian sheep blowfly) is the source of this 1397-nucleotide messenger RNA. Its product is annotated as nicotinamide riboside kinase 1. The transcript has a single exon. The record is from RefSeq and is a predicted model, not a curated record. Lineage: Eukaryota; Metazoa; Arthropoda; Insecta; Diptera; Calliphoridae. Gene Ontology annotation, cellular component: cytoplasm. Bases 7 to 1059 code for a protein of 350 amino acids.